Messenger RNA from Cajanus cajan (pigeon pea), 1121 nucleotides. The record is from RefSeq and is a predicted model, not a curated record. NCBI's taxonomy places the organism in Eukaryota, Viridiplantae, Streptophyta, Magnoliopsida, Fabales, Fabaceae.
AGGAAGUGUGUAGAGGGUGAUACUUCUCUUCUUGACAUCCAUUAGUCAACACAUCUAGUUUGUCAUAUCUUCUUAGGAGAUUAAACUAUGCGGCCUUGUUUAUUUACGAUGGAUGUACCUAGUUGAGCGUUACAUGAAGAUUUUAAAAGGAUAUAACAAGAAUCCACACCGUCCAGAAGCAUCUAUUGUUGAAAGGUACAUUGCAGUAGAAGCUGUUGAAUUUUGUUUAGAUUACAUGUCCAAAGCAAAACUUGUAGGGAUUCCUAAGUCUCGUCAUGAGGAUAGAUAUGAAGGUAAGGGUACAAAAGGCCAAAAAGUUAAAUUCAUUCUUCGAAAGGAAUUACUUCAAGCACAUCUGUAUAUAUUGAACAACACUGAGGCGGUUCUUGUUUACAUAUCUGAGAAUCAAGACUUUUUGAAGAAAAAUAACCCUAGAAUGAACGAAAAAUCAUUGGUCAAUGAGCAUAACAAGACAUUCUUAAAAUGGUUCAAAGAAAAAGUCUUUAGUGAUGAUAGUUUUUCUAACACAUUAAAAUGUCUUACAAAUGAACCUAAAUAUAAUGUUUUUACUUAUACUGGAUAUGAUAUCAAUAACUUUUCCUUUUACACAAAGUCACAAGAUGACAAUAGUACCAUGCAGAAUAGUGGGGUUACUCUUCAGGCUCAAUCCAUGCAUUUUUCUAGUAGAAAUGAUAAAAAUCUCGUUGUGACAUCCACAAGUUACUAUGGAGUCAUUGAAGACAUUUGGGAGAUCAGUUAUGGUGCCUUUAAAGUUCUUGUUUUUAAGUGCAAAUGGGUUGAUAUUAACAUUGGUGUGCGAACCGAUGAAAUGAGAUUUACAAUGGUAGACCUUAGCAAGGUGGGUCAUAAGGAUGAACCUUUCAUCAUGGCAAAUCAAGCAACACAAGUAUUUUAUGUCAAAGAUCCUAUUGAUGAAAGGUGGUCUGUGGUUCUACAAGAUAGAAGUGUACACAAUUUUGAUGAUUCAACAGCUCAAUUUUGGGAGAGUCUUUCUUUCUCAACACGUAUGCCUACUAACAACAAAGAAAUCGAGCAAGACGACGUUCAUGCCACUCGUAAUGACCAUGAUGAAGGCAUAUGAGAAAACAUUACUAUUUAAU